Messenger RNA from Pieris macdunnoughi, 480 nucleotides. NCBI's taxonomy places the organism in Eukaryota, Metazoa, Arthropoda, Insecta, Lepidoptera, Pieridae. The record is from the annotation of a GenBank genome assembly.
AUGCAACGGGUAAAGGAAGAUUGUCUCUAUUGGAACGAGGAUCGCUAUGAAGCUAAAUUGUUCAAUGACAUGUCGAACGAAGCAAGAUUCUGUAUGCCACGCGUGGCUGAACCAAGUCAUAUGACAGCUCCCGUCCAUAUCGAUGUUGGUGGUGUGAUUUAUACAUCCUCACUGGAAACUUUGACCGUAUUUCCAGAAUCGAGACUCGGGAAGAUGUUCUCUGGAAGCAUUCCACUGGUCCUGGACAGCCUAAAACAACAUUACUUCAUCGAUCGAGAUGGUGCGAUGUUUCGGCACAUUUUGAAUUAUUUACGAAAUCGGCGGCUCAUUUUGCCAAAUAACUUUGCUGACUAUAACCUCUUGGUCACGGAGGUAGAGUACUUCCAACUUCAUCAAAUGUUAGAAGAUUUAGAGAAAUGGAAUUCUGAGCGAGAGAUCAAAGUGAAGGCGACCUGGGAUCACGCAAAUGGAUAUAGUUGA